Carya illinoinensis is the source of this 4916-nucleotide messenger RNA. RefSeq names its product protein FAR1-RELATED SEQUENCE 4-like. The transcript is spliced from 5 exons. Gene Ontology annotation, molecular function: zinc ion binding. The record is from RefSeq and is a predicted model, not a curated record. The coding region runs from base 1650 to 4247 and encodes 865 amino acids. Lineage: Eukaryota; Viridiplantae; Streptophyta; Magnoliopsida; Fagales; Juglandaceae.
AUGCUAUAGAGCAGCCACUGUAGCGCUGCACACAGUGCACACCCUACGUGGCUGCCUUUUUUUUUUUUAUUUUUUUUUUAACGAAACGGUGCGUUUUGUGUAUGUUUUGUAAUUCGGUUGGAUUGGCUUUUCGUCAUUUGCUUCCCCAUUCGAAUUUGUCCCGCGAAAGAGCUCCUCCCUAGCCUGCCCGCGUCGCAUCACCUUCCUCUGCCCAGCGCCGCCCUGCGACGCCGUCGUCUCUCCGUUCAGCGACACCCAGCGAUCUUCCUCUUCCUGCAAAGCGCCACCACUCCCUGAGUGCUCCUCUGACAGAGCAAAUCGCACAUUAACCCCGAGUAACAAAGCCGUCCGACGUUCCUCUGUUUCGCCGCCGUCCCUGGUCAACGGUAAAAAGUUGUUCAGUUUUUCGAUGACUUUGAUUAAGUUGUUAAUGUUUACUGAGAGAGGUGCAGUAAAAGGGUAUUGUGAGAAGGGUUUCGAAAGAGUUAGGGCAUGGAGAAAAAACCAAACUUUCUGCUGUUAAUGACCUCUGUUUUCAUUAAAGUUUUGAAAGGCAUCGUUUUUAUUGUACUGGAGUGAUUUAGUUGAACUUCUAAUUGUCUAGAAGCGAGGGGUGUGUCUUUGUGAGUGUGUGCAGAAACUGAGAGGGAUGUGGGUGGGGUACCGAGUCUGAGAUUGUAAGUUGGUCUGACUGAGUGGACUCACUGGGGGCUUGGACACGCUCCACCCAGCCUCAGUGUGGCUACCUAUAACUUCUUUUUUGAUAGUCUAUUGGUCUAUCAAGAGGUGCUCCUUAGAAUAUCACGAAUUUUUUUUUUGCCAGUGGUUCCAGGUGAGUUUACUGAACUUAAUUGAUUUUCAAAGAAAUCUUCCGAACAAGUGACAUGAUUUCCUGCAUUUUACUAUCCAUGUUAUAUUAUGUGCAUAGUUUGUGGGAAAAUUAUUAACCAUUAUAUGGAACUGAAUGGAGCCAUGAGGAUCUGCAAAAUGCUUUGUAGAAGUGUUGAGUCGUGCAUUUUGUUUAAAAUACGAAGUGGUUGAUCGUAUGAUAACCAAGUAAUGUUUUUAUAUGUGAAUAUGAUAGAGAUUCAUCACAUAAUCUUUUUGAUUUUAAAUAGGAUUCUCACAGUGAAUGUUAUGAGCAGUGAACACAAGCAUAUAUGGUUAGAGUAAUGGUGAUCAUUAUGAUAACCAAGAUGCUUAAGAAAAUAAGAAAUAAGCAGUGUACGUUUUUAUGCAUGUAAGAAAAAGAGCUGCCCAUAUACCUAUUAAUAUGAAGUGAAUUUUAAAAUGAAUUUGGAAUAUAAAUAUCGAUGUGUUAUGUUUUUCAUUUGUUAUAGCUGAAUUGUAUUUCCCAUGCAGUGUUGAUGGCCUUAGGAUAUUUUUAUUAAACUAUCCUGGUUUCAUGCAGUUUAUUUGUAUAAGAUCUAAAGGAUACUCUGCAGAAAGUUUCUUCAUCAUUAGUAUGUUUAUGUCCAUGUUUAAGCAUGAAGUGAUUAAUUUAAUUUAUUAAUUAAAGCAUGGGCUGAUGGUUGUCUUUAUAGUUUGCUGAUUUUUGGGAAACUUCGAGUUUAAAUCCGAAGGGUGUUUGAACUCGAUGCUCAUGAAUCUAACUAUUUCCAUAAUUACAGAAUCAAGUUGAUGUAAAUAUGUCCUACCCUCAACCGAGUAAUCCGGAUGACUUUAAUCGAGUUGAAGACCCAUGCCAAGUAUUAGUUACCCUAAAUUCCCAAAUUUUUUUGGCAAAAAUUUGGAUGAAGUCAUGUUUCCAAACUAACACCUAUAAUUUUUUUUGCAUUGGUUGUACAAUGCAGUACCCUUCGUCGGGCAAUCCAUAUGCUUCUUUGCAAGAAUCUCCCGAAUGCCCAGAGUUCUCAGAAAAUGUUGGUUGUACAUUUGAUGAUGCUGCUGAUGAAAUGUACCUCGACAUAGAAGAAGACUUGGAGGGUAGCACCGUUGUCCCGGAUGAUGAGGUACGGGUUGAUGCUCCAAGAUCUGGGAUGGAAUUCGAGAGUGUAAAAGAGCUUUUGGGGUACUAUAAGAAAUAUGCUAAGCAAGAGGGAUUCGGUGUAAGGACACAGAGGACGAAGAGAGAUGAUGAUGGUCGGCCUGUGUAUGUCACAGUUGGUUGUGCUCGUGGAGGAAAAUACCAACCGAAGCACAAGGAUAUAUCUAAGCCACGGCCAACAACUAAGACGGAUUGCAAGGCGAAGGUAAAUGCCACUUUGAAACAAAAUGAAAAAUGGCUUGUCACCACUGUUGAGAAUACACACAACCAUAUCACUGUGAGCCCCAAGAAGACUAGACUCUUAAGAUCACACAAGGUUCUAGAUGAAUAUAGUCAAAGAAUUCUUGAGUUAAAUGACAGAGCCGGUAUCCGAAUGAAUAAGAAUUAUUAUUCUCUAGUAGUUGAUGCGGGGGGGUUUGAAAACCUAGAAUUUCAAGAGAAAGAUUGUCGGAAUUUCAUUGAUAAGUCUAGACAUUUAAGGUUGGGAAAAGGAGGUGGUGAAGCACUCAGGGUUUAUUUCCAAAGAAUGAGACAGAAGAAUGAUGGUUUCGUUUAUGACAUCGACGUUGAUGAUGAGGGACGGCUAAGAAAUGUUUUUUGGGCCGAUGCACGUUGUCGAGCAUCUUAUGAGUGUUUCGGGGACGUUGUGACAUUCGACACAACGUACCUAACAAAUCGAUACGGAAUGCCUUUUGCUCCAUUUAUCGGUGUUAAUCAUCAUGGCCAAUCCAUAUUACUAGGGGCAGGUUUGUUGUCAAGUGAGGACACACACACCUUCAUUUGGUUGUUUAGAAUGUGGUUGGACUGCAUGAACGGUCGAGCGCCGAAGGCGAUCAUAACGGACCAAGACCGGGCAAUGAAGAACGCAAUUGCCCUUGUAUUUCCGGGAACCCGCCAUAGAUAUUGUCUAUGGCAUAUAAUGCGCAAACUUCCCGAGAAGUUAGGUUCUCACUCCCAUUUCAGCUCAGGGUUGAAAUCCUCCAUUCAGGCUGCUUUGUAUGAUUCACAUACCUCCACGGAAUUUGAGGAGAGAUGGGGUCAACUACUUGAUAUGUAUGAUUUAAGAGAGAAUAAUUGGCUCAAGUCCUUAUACGAGGAAAGGACCUUUUGGGUUCCAGUUUAUUUGAAAGACGUAUUUUGGGCUGGUAUGAGUACGACCCAACGUUCAGAAAGCAUGAAUGCUUUUUUCGACGGGUAUGUCCAUUCUGGAACGACGUUGAAGGAAUUUGUCGACCAAUUCGAUAAUGCUCUCAGGAAAAAGGUAGAGGUGGAGACCACGGCUGAUUUCAACUCUAUUAACCAAACGAUCCCUUGUGUGUCCCCUUUCAACUUUGAGAAGCAGUUUCAGAAAGUAUACACGGCAACAAAGUUUAAAGAGUUCCAAAAAGAGUUGAUGGGCUUAAUGUGUUGUAAUUGCACAAUGGUCUCCCAGCAGGGGUGCAUUUCAACCUUCGAUAUUUUGGAUGAAAUAGCUUUUGAUGACUGCACAAAAAUAGUCCACUACACAGUUUAUUAUAAUGAAGAGGAGUGCGAAUUGAAAUGCACAUGUGCUCUAUUUGAGAUGAGGGGAAUUUUAUGUAGGCAUGCACUUAGAGUUUGUCAGUUUAAGAGGAUUAGUGUGUUGCCAGAAAGAUAUGUCUUGGAUCGAUGGAGAAAGGACGAGAAACGGAGAUAUACAUUGAUCCCAAGUAGUUAUGAUGACUGUCGGGCUAGUGGAGAUGCACGGAGGUAUGAGAUGGUGGUUAAACGAUGCAUGAAACUAGCAACAAAAAUAUCCCCAAGUUCUGAGCGUGUGAAUGCUUUCCUGCGGUAUGUCGAUGACUUUGAUUCGAAAUGUGAUGAUGAAGAUGUACGUCGAUGCAACAAUUCUGAAUCAACCGUGGUCGGCCACAGCAGUUUAACGGAUAAGGGAAAGAAGCUAUUAAGCCCCCAUGUGGUCCGAGGGAAAGGGAGACCCCCAAUUAAGAGAAAGGUUCCGCCAUUGGAGAAGUUGGCAACAAAGAGAAAACGGAAAACGACUUGCAGGCUGAUAUUUGAGAAUGAAACAACAUUCUUGAACAGCCCGGCAUCUCAGCUAGAUGAGGGAGUUGAACGUGAUGCAGGAGUUGGUGAUAUGGGAACACAAAACAGUGUUCUCACACAAGGGCUGCCAUUGGGGAAUGAUGAGGUGUUAUACACAUUGUUCUACCUCUCACACUUUCUGUUAAAUGCAUUUUGGUCGAUGACUGAGUUAAUCUAGUUGGUUGGUUGUUUAUUUAUUGAAAGGUAAACUUGAUACUGUAUAUUAAUUUUUUUUUCCAGAUGGGUGACCAUUUUUGAUGUGGUCUAAUGCUGGAGUCAUCAUGGAUAAUAUAUGUGCUCUAUUUUGGAUGGGUGACUGUUGUGUUGAUUUUUCAGAUGCAUGACCAAGUGGAAAAUGUUGUGUAAUUAUGGACGGAGUUUUUGGAACAUUUCUAUUAACCACUUGUGAUGAACAAUAAUUUAUAGUGCAGUGGGGUAUGAAAAGGGGCCGAUGGUUAACAAAGCUUUUGGAGAUAUGUAACAGGGGUGGCAGUAUGAAGAGUAGGUUGCUAUGGAAAAUAUAGGUGGUACAAAGUUGAAGAACUACUUGGGAUCAUUUUGUUGAUCUUCAACUCAGGAGGGAGAUAUGUCUUGGUUAGGCGGCUUUAAGAUGCACGGCAACAUAUGUAGGCGACAACUUUCUGGAUCCAUGCAUUUGUUUUUUGGGCAGAAGAGUAGCACUGAAUUGAUUUUUGGGAAACACAAAGUCACCCAUCUACGUGAUUAUGAAUUUUAUAGAACAAAUUUAAUGAUCCGAAUGUAUUUAACUUUCUGUUGGCUUAUACGUAUGACUUGGAUGUAAUACAUUUAAGUUUGAUUCUAAUGUAUGCAAGUCACGGUAGUGCUA